This is a messenger RNA of Sinocyclocheilus grahami, 1574 nucleotides long. Its product is annotated as neuroplastin-like. Gene Ontology annotation, molecular function: cell-cell adhesion mediator activity. The transcript has 9 exons. Gene Ontology annotation, biological process: dendrite self-avoidance; homophilic cell-cell adhesion; axon guidance. Gene Ontology annotation, cellular component: plasma membrane; axon. NCBI's taxonomy places the organism in Eukaryota, Metazoa, Chordata, Actinopteri, Cypriniformes, Cyprinidae. The coding region runs from base 309 to 1490 and encodes 393 amino acids. The record is from RefSeq and is a predicted model, not a curated record.
CGUUUUGCACCGUUUUGUCGGGGCUGAACGCACCCCUGGUCUGCUUUCGCGGGAACUUAAGAGGACAGCGCCACUGUCUUCACGAGCCUCGUUUUAAACCGGAUGUAAGUGUAGCGGCGGCGGCAUCUACUUAAGGCGCUCGCUAUUGCUAGGCGACGGGCUUUUUGCGUGACCCGUUUCGAGCUCCAUCCAGGGUCGCCUCGUCAUUGUAGCGGCUCCCUCUCCACUCACAUCCUCCUCGACAGCCCUCUCCUCCCGCUGCUCUGCAUCCCUCCACACACAUUGCAGGUAGACAGACGACCUAGAAAAUGUCUCACGCGGGGAAUCCGUUGGUGAUAAUAUUCGGAGUCUUGAUGCUGCAUUCGGGCUCCGCUCAGAACGCGGGGUUUGUGAAGUCGCCCCUCUCUGAGACUAAGCUGACGGGCGACACGUUUGAGCUGUACUGUGACGUUGUGGGUAAGCCCACACCUGAGAUCCAGUGGUGGUACGCAGAGGUGAACAGGGCCGACAGCUUCUUCCAGUUGUGGGAUGGCGCGCGCAGGCAACGCGUGUCCAUCAACACAGCGUACGGUGUCAAUGGUGUAAGCGUGUUAGCCGUCACUCGCGUCACCAUCGAGGAUUCUGGGAUUUAUGAGUGCAGGGCCAGUAACGACCCACGGCGUAACGAUUUGCGGCAGAAUCCGUCCACUACCUGGAUACGAGCCCAGGCAACAGUUUCCGUGUUGCAGAAACCAUCAAUUGAGUCAACGGAUCACAUGAUUCUACCCAUGGGUUACCACAUCCCACCAAUCACGCUUCAGUGCAACCUUACAACUUCCCAAAACAACCACCAUGAGAGCUUCUGGAUGAAGAAUGGGGAGGAGAUCUCUGACACAAGGGGUGAAGCCAAGAGCACAGAAUACAAACUUAAUAAACCAAGGCCAGAGGAUUCGGGCGAGUAUAUGUGUGUGUACACAUUCGAUUCGGCCCCUGCGGCAAAUGCCACUAUUGAAGUCAAAGCUGCACCAGACAUCACGGGGCACAAGCGCAGCGAGAAUAAGAAUGAGGGUGAGAGAGCUGUCCUCUACUGCAAAUCUGUGGGUUAUCCUUAUCCCAUGUGGACCUGGCGUAAACUUGAUAACGGCAUCAGUAUGGAUAUUGACAACUCCUCUGGCCGCUUCUUCAUCAGCAGCAAGGAUGGCUACACCGAGAUGUCCAUCAUCAACCUAGACAUCACCUCCGACCCUGGAGAGUACGAGUGCAAUGCCACUAACAUUAUCGGCUCCAACUCCAUGCCAUCAGUUCUGCGUGUCAGGAGCCGCUUGGCCCCCCUGUGGCCCCUGCUGGGAGUCCUCGCCGAGAUCAUCAUCCUGGUGCUGAUCAUUGUCAUCUACGAGAAGCGCAAGAACCCUGAUGAUGUUCCUGACGAUGACGAACCAGCUGGGCCAAUGAAAACUAAUUCCACCAACAACCACAAAGAUAAAAACCUACGUCAGAGAAAUACAAAUUGAUUUCAUCAUUACAAGAUAAAGACAUUCACAUCAUGACCAUAUGAACGUUAAUCAUGAACGGUUCAAUGCAUUGGUAAACAAAUC